AUGGCGCGCAAGAAGACGUCAACGACCACAACAAAGCGCACAACGCGCAUUGACAAGGAUGUCAAGACAACGCUCAUGCAUAGCCGUGUGCUAGCCUUCUUAUAUGACCUCAUGUGGAGCUACCGCUACUUUCCGCAGCUGGCCUGUUGCCUGCUGAUCGUCGAGGCAUGCGCUGGCUACAUUAUAAUUCAGAAAGUUCCAUAUACAAAUAUCGAUUGGUCCGCAUACAUGCAACAGGUGGAGCUGUUUAAAGCUGGAGAGCGCGACUAUAUGCAAAUCAGCGGCGACACUGGACCGCUUGUCUACCCCGCUGGCUUCCUCUACGUCUUUUCACUUCUGCACUCGGUGACAGAUGAAGGUCAAAAUAUUAGACGUGCGCAGUAUAUUUUCCUGGGAUUUUACCUCAUCAUGAUCGCUACAGUACUCGCCAUCUACUAUCGCGCCCGAGUGCUGCCGCCUUGGGCCACCGUCUUCUUGUGUAUCUCCAAGCGAUUACAUUCAAUCUUUUUGCUGCGUUUGUUUAAUGAUGGCGUAGCAAUGAUGCUUCUAUUUAUUGCCGUAUACUUGUUUGCUCGCCAGCGCUGGCGAUGGGGCUGUGUCUUUUUUAGUCUCGCUGUGUCCAUCAAGAUGAAUGUCUUGCUGUUUGCACCGGCAUUGUUCUUCCUAUUGUUACAGUCGUGCGGUAUAUUACGUACAGCAUGGUAUCUAUUCGUCUGCGCAAUGAUUCAGAUUGUGCUGGCCUACCCGUUUUUAAAACACAACUGGUGGAGCUACGUAAGCAAGGCUUUCGAACUCAGUCGUGUAUUUACGUAUAAGUGGACAGUGAACUGGAAGUUUGUGGAUGAAGAGACAUUCGUAUCGGGUGGGUUUGCAAUCCUCUUGCUGCUGAGUCACCUGUUUUUCAUGAUUCUGUUUCUUGACAAGCACUUUAACAUUAUCGGCACAAUUCGUGCCGUUAUGAUGAAGCCGUUUGCAAUUUACGAGCCAUUUCCAAUUCAAAGCGAAAUUGUCGUGACGUCUUUGUUUGUGAUGAAUUUCACGGGUAUUGUCUUCUCACGCACACUGCACUAUCAGUUUUAUUCGUGGUAUUAUCCGACGCUGCCGUAUCUGCUUUGGUGCUCCGACCUGCCCUUACUGCUCAAGAUGGCAGCAUUGCUUAAUAACGAGUAUGCUUUUAACAGGUUUCCAUCGAGUACAAUGAGCUCGCUGAUGCUUCAGAUAACCAACACAUUUUUGUUGCUCACGCUGUACCUAAACCAAAAGAACAACUCAUUUCUGCCUUAUUUGGAUGCCGAGGCUCGUACAAAUCUCAUAACUUUUGUAAACGAGGAGUGCUUCGAUGGAGCCCGUCAGCUAGCCUUGUACUAUGGCAGUGUGACUGAAGACCUGGCCGAAGGCGCCACAGUGUCCUCCAUUGAUGAGCGCGAGGUGGUCUUGUCACUUCCCAAAAUGAAGUUGACGCUAGCCGUCGGAUUCGGUAGCAGUGGCCCUGUGACAGGCGAAGGGUACGGCCGCCAGGUUCUCAAGGAAAUGUUAAAGGAAGCAGGUGAGGGUAUCAAGGCUGGCGACACUAUGGGCAAGCUGAUAAAGCGCGAGUACAUGAAAGACAAAGAGCUUAAGAAGUUAGUGGACUCACUUGAUGACAAUACCAACACUUCUCUACGUCAGCGCACGACGACUAAGACGGUAACAUCGUCCAACGUUUAG
This is a messenger RNA of Plasmopara halstedii, 1707 nucleotides long. Its product is annotated as dolichyl-p-man:man c-pp-dolichyl. The coding region runs from base 1 to 1707 and encodes 568 amino acids. The record is from RefSeq and is a predicted model, not a curated record. Gene Ontology annotation, molecular function: dol-P-Man:Man(5)GlcNAc(2)-PP-Dol alpha-1,3-mannosyltransferase activity. NCBI's taxonomy places the organism in Eukaryota, Oomycota, Peronosporomycetes, Peronosporales, Peronosporaceae. Gene Ontology annotation, cellular component: endoplasmic reticulum. The transcript has 2 exons.